Closterium sp. Naga37s-1 is the source of this 12147-nucleotide messenger RNA. The record is from the annotation of a GenBank genome assembly. NCBI's taxonomy places the organism in Eukaryota, Viridiplantae, Streptophyta, Zygnematophyceae, Desmidiales, Closteriaceae.
AUGUCGAGCACGUCGGUGGGUUUGCCACCGGUGAGCACCGUUGCGACGUCGACGGCGGUGACGACGGCGGGAGAUGCGGUGGGAGAUGCGGAUAUGAUGGAAGCAGUGCUGCAGCGGAGCCUGUCGCACGGCUUCGCAGCAGCUGUCGCGCAGGGCGACGCGUCGCAGUCGUUCCGGGACUCUGCGCGCGCAGGGAGCGCGGCGCAUCUGGCGGAAAGCCCGAGGGCAGGCAAGCAGCCGUCCGGACAGCAGCACCGACCCUCCGCGUGCGCCCCCGGAAUGACAUCGCCUGCGCCUUCUUCCUACUCUGGGCAAAGAGCGCCGCGCAUGUCUCCGCCAGCCUAUUCCCCCCGCGCUCUUCCCAGCACCGCCGCCGACCGAGGUCCGUUUUACCCACAGCCGCCGCAGCAGCCGCAACAGCUGAACCAGAUGCCGCCUCCGCAUUUCCCGGCGGACUUCGGCUUUGCGGGGCAGCAAGGCACGCAGCAGGGCAUGCAGGCAGGCGCGCUGCAAAAGGUGGAGAUGGAGAGACAAGCGGAGCUCGCGCAAGGCAAUCGUUACUUCUUUCCCGGCGGGCAUCUCUCUGCUGCGCAACCGAACCUGGGCCUCCUCCAAUCCAUUCCCGGACGGUCCCACGCCAACUCGCAGCAGCACCAGCAGCACCAGGAGCAGCAGCAGCAGCAGCGGCAGGUGGUGCAGGGAGCUGGUGGGGCGAGCCCUCUGCUUCCACCCGUGCGCCUCAACCCCAAGGACGCCAAGGGGCUCAAGGGUCCCCUCAUCGACAACCACUCCUUGCCACCACCUGCAGCAACUGCGGCGCCUACAGCUAGCGUGGUUGCAGCAGGGAUCCCCAACGCCGUGGCGGCUGCGCUCGCCGCCGCACCGUCUGCAUUCCUCACGUCGCCGCGCCUCGCUGGCAAGCGCUCUCACAGCAUCACCUCCGCCGCCUCCCCGCUCGUCUCCCCGCGCCACAAGCUCGCGCGCACCUCCCCCUGGUCCCUGCCCGUGCCUGCGCCCGUGCCUGCGCCCGUGCCUGCGCCCGUGCCUGCGCCCGUGCCUGCGGCUGUGGGUGCGCCAAUGGGCUCGGCACAGGCGUCGCCUGUGCGGAUUGCGGAGGAGGAGCAGGGCGGCGGCGGGGAGAGGGGGCGGGAGUCGUGGUCGCCCGUGGUAAUGAGGGACCUGGGCGCGGAGCAGGGGGAACAAGCGGAACAGGGGGAGGAGGCGGAGCAGGGUGAGCAGGCGGAGCAGGAGAAUUGGACAAUCGAGGAUGGGAAUGCGCUUAGGAGGAGGGUGGAGGAUAAGGGCGGAGGAGCCGGUGGCACUGGCGACGGCGGUGGGAAGGUGCAUGACGCUGCAGUGAGGGAAAGCCCUGCGAAUAAGAGCAACGCAUUCACCUCCCCAGGUCUCGGCCAGAGCACUGUGACUGCGGAGGGCGUGACUGUAGACCGCGUCUCAGCCUUCCCAUCCCCUCCCACGCCAAGCACAGCCCAUGCCGCCCAUCCACCCCCUCUCCCCUCCGCUCCCCAAUCCGCACCCCCCUCCGCCACCCCCUUCCCGCCCUUCUGCACGCCCCCCGCGCUCCCCCCAGCUCCCCUGCACGCGCCCGCUUCCCGCGCGCCUGCGAGUCCCAGCGUCUUCCUGCCCAUCCCCCCGCCCGGCAGCCCCUUCUCCCCGGCCAUGGCUGCCAUUGCCGCCACGCUCAGAGCUGCUCGCGUGCCCGCCCCGCCCCGUUCCGCGCCUGCCUCUGCUGCGUCCGCCGCGCCCACUCCUCCCGCUGCUCUAGCGGGUGUGGGUGUGGGCAUGCCUGCACGCCCCUCUCCGCCCCACAAGGUCCCCUUUUUCGCCUCUUCCGCUGCUGCAGUUGCAGCAGCUGCUGCUGCUGGUAGUGGUGGCAAGACCGCUGUCACUGUGGCUGGCAGCGGUGCUAGUGGCGCAUCAGGUGCUGCUGGUGCUGCUGGUUGUGCCAGUGGCAGGGCGUGCGGUGCUGCUCUGUGCCCUGCGGACAGUGCAUGUCCUUCUAGCUCCUCCCCUGCCUCCGCCAGGGCUUCUCUCCGUUCGGCUGCUGGCGGCUCGGUGGAAACAGGAGAGGCAGCAGGAACAGUGGAGAACCAGAGGAGUGGCAAGGCAGGGGAGGACAGGGCUCCGGAGAAAAAAGCCGAUAAGAAGCUGCUCGUUUCGCGCAUCGGCGAUGCGAUUUUCGCCGAGGCUGAGAGGAACCUGGAGAUGGAGAGGGAGAUGGGCGCGGAGGAGGGCUCAGAAGAGGAGGGGCGGGUGGGGAGCGCGGGCAUGGACAUGGUGGGGAUGAUGGGCAUGGGCAUAGAUAUGGGCAUGGAGAUGGGGGGCAUGGACAUGGGCAUGGGUAUGUCCAUGUCGUCAUGUGAGGAUAUCUUCUCGUUUGGCGAGAACAACAGCGAGUUUGGCGGGCAGCUGGGGCGAGACGGGGGCGAGGAGGUGGUGAGGGAGGAGGAGGAGGCGGGGGGAGAGCAGGAAGAGCGGGGGGGUCGGGAGGAGCAGGAGGGGGAGGAUGGGAUCGCCAUGGGUGCAGGUGGCAUGGGUGCUACUGGCCUAGGUGCUGAUAGCUGUGCUGCCCAGCCUCUGGGGGGCAUGGCAGCAGCAGGUGCGCUCAUGCAGCCACUGGAUCAGGACACUGUUGACUGGCUCGCCGCCCGCCCGCCGUCCUCCAUGGCCGGCAUGAACUGUCUGCUAGCGAGGGUGGUGGGGGAGGCGGGCGGCAGCGCAGCAGGCAUGGAUGGCAGUGCAUCACCCACCACGUGCGCUCUGCUGGACCGCAGACUAGGCGGUUCUGCCGUCACCGCACCCAAUGCCAAUGGCCCGAGUGACCUCACCACCCCUGCCACUCUUUUCGGUGCAGCUGCUGCCGCAGACGCCUCUGGUCGUGUGCCUUGGAGGAACGGAGCGGUGUGGAACAAUGCUGCCAUCCGAACCUUGUCCACAGCUUCGGCGUCCAGCUCCUUGGCAGGUGCGGCGGGAGGUGCGGGUGGGGCGGCGGGGGAGGCGGGGCAGGAGGAGAGGGAGCUGGCGCUGUUCCAGGCGCUGGAGGGGCAGAUGAUGCGCGAUGGGCGCAGCAGCAGAGGCACUGCCACCCCAGACGCACAAGCAGGGGGGGGAGGCAGCGAGGGUGAGGCCAUGGGCAUGGCAGGGCUUGUGGCUGCAGAAAUGGCGGCAACUGCUGCUGCUGCUGCUGCUGCUGCGGUGGCGGCAACAGCGCCAGUGGAGGUGAAAUCAGAGGCAUUUUCUGGCGCUGAGAGAGCCGGUCCCAGCAGUGCUGCCACGCUGUUUGGUGGCAGUGCCAUGCACCCUGCUGGCCCCAUGAGUAUGGCCCACGCCCUCCAUGCUCUCAACUCCGCCAACCCAGUCAACCCAGUCAAUGCAGUCAACGGGAACGCAGUCAACUCAGUUAAUGCGGUCAACCCAGUCAACUCGGUCAACGGGUUUCUUGCGGACCCCUGGUUGUGCCGGGCGAGGAGCAUGCAGGGGGCGGGCGGCGGGGUGAUGGGCGGGGGCCAAAUGAUGGGCGGCACGGUGCUAUCAGCCAUGGUGGCGGUGUCAGCAGCAGCAGCCAGGGACGAGGCAGUGAUGCGAUACAUGGAGAAGAAGAAGCACCGCACGAUGUCCCGAGACGUAGGCGGCGAAGUGUUGGCGAAAGAGUUACAGAAGCUGAUUCUCGAGGUGUCGCUAGAGCAGCUGCGAGAGCACACACCGGCCGUGCGACAAGGGCUAUUCGGAAUCCCAACGGCUAAAAACCGCGAACGCGCGGACGAGAUCGCGGAAGCGGAGAGAGAAGUGGCGAAACUGAUCGCUGCGAUCGACGGUGUGGAUGCGACGAUGGAGACAGAGCCCCGGUUGGAUGAUGCCAAAAGGGCAGACGACGCCAUGGGUGAAGAUAACCAGGCGACAGAUUCACAUGCGACAGAUUUAGUCGCAUCGCCGUCGCCGGCUCAAUCACCGGCGGGAUCCUCGCAACCCAGCACGCCCGCGAGUGCGAAAGGAGGUUCCGCGGCCGCAAAUACCCCCUUGCCUGGUGCACACACUCCGUCGCGCGCUGCCCUGACCCCCUCACCCUCCUCCACGUGGCUACCGUUUGGGGGGAUUCUGGGCGCGUGGAUGUCGCCCACCUCCCCGCCCCCCGACGCAGAUGCGCCCCCCUCAUCCCCGCCCCCCGAUGCGGAGGCGCAAAGCAAGGCGGGCGAUGCGGAUAAUUCAGCGCGCGGGUCCGGCGGGGAAGAGCAAUCGCCGGUGUCGUCUGGAGCUACCCAGGCGUCGCUAGAGUCGCGGGCUCUGGCGACUGGUCCUGCGACUGAACCAGCGAUCGGAGGGACGUUCGGAGGGUCUGAUUUGGGGGUUAUUGCAGCGGCGGGCACACGUGGCGGAUCUGAAUUGGAAGAUCCCACCGCAGCAGCAGACGUAAAGGAGGGAAGCAGAUUGAAGAAGCCAGAUAAGAGGGACGAAUACAGUUCCUCUGCUGCUGCUGCCGCUUCUCCGCCUCGAUCUGCUGCCACCACACGCACUGCUAUUGCCGUAACGGCAGAGCAGCUACAGGCGGCAGAGCAGCUACAGGCGGCAGAGCAGCUACAGGCGGCAGAGCAGCUACAGGCGGCAGAGCAGCUACAGGCGGCAGAGCAGCUACAGGCGGACGUGGUGGAGGCGGCUGUAGCGCAGGCGGCUGCCAGCUGGCAUGCCACGUGGACGCAUAAAGGAGAGCAGAGGGGGGAGCAGAGGGGGGAGGUGCGGAUGGGAGGGGAGCGGGAGGAGGAAGGGGUGGAUCCGAGAGACGAGGUGGCAGCAGCAGCAGCGGCAGCAGCAGCGGCGUCACUGCAGCAGCAGGUGCUGGCGAUCGCCUUGGAGCAAGCCGUAGCGGCUGUUGCGGCUUCAGCUGUAGCGACUGUAGCAGCAGCUUCAGCAGCAGGAGAAGCUUCAGCUGUAGCGUACUCAUCAGCAGGAGACGCUUCAUCUGUAGCGGCUGUAGCGGAGCGUAGCGACAAGUGCAAGAUGAGAGACGAUCUGGUGGACAAGGUCGUGGAGGUGGCCGCCCUACAGGCCGCUGCGGCUGUAGCGCCGGCUGUAGCAGCGGCUGCAGCGGCGGCUGUAGCUGAGGAGAGGAACGAGUGGGUGGCGAAGGGCGAUUUGGUGCAGGCGGCGCUGCAGGCGGCACUGGAGCAGGUGGAAAGCGGCUGGCGUGGACUGGAGGAGAGGAGUGCGGGGGAGCGGCGAGAGCUGCUGGGUCGACUGGCUGCUGCAGAGCAGGCGGUGAGAGUAGAGGCAGCUGGAAGGGCUGUGGCGGAACAGGCUAGGAUGGUGGGAGAGAGGGAGGGUACGGCUGUAACGGCGGCUGUAGCGGCGGCUGUGGCUGAGGAGAGGGAGGAGUGGGCGGCGAAGGGCGAUCUGGUGGAGGUGGUGCUGCAGACGGCGCUCCAACAGGCUGCUGCCACGUGGCAUGGGCGGGAGAGGGAGUUACAGAGGCAGCAGCUAGAGCAGCAGCAGCAGCCGGAGGUGAGACCAGUUGAAGAGGGGGAGGAGGAGGGGGAACGGAGAGAGGCUGAAGGCAGGAUGGGUGGGGAAGUGAUGGUGGAAGUGAUGGGAGUGGCGAUGCAACAGGCAGAGGAGGAGUGGCAGGCCCGUGUGGCUGCUGCUGAGGCCAACGCUGCUGCUCUAGAGAGGAGAGCAGCCGCAGCUGAGGCGCUGGUGGGGCGAGCAGAAGAGAGGGCGGCUGCUGCAGAGGCGAGGGCGGAAGCAGCAGAGGCGGCGAGGGGCGAGGCGGAGGAGAGGGUGAGAGCAGCGGAGGUGGGGAGGGGAGAGGCGGAGGCGAGGGCGGAAGCAGCGGAGGCAGGGGCAGCGGAGCAGCAGCAGGAGCGCACAGCAGAGGCUGCUGAGCUGUGGGGCGAACUGACUGACCGCGAAGCAGUGUGGGACGCUGAGAGAACUCAGCUUGAGGAGCGGGUGAGAGAGGCAGAGGAGCGGGCGAGGGCAGUAGAGGAGAGGCUGAGAGCAGAGGAAGCGAGGGCGAGAGAGGCGGAGGAGCAGGCACGGGCGUUGGAGGAGGAGGUGGAGCAGUUGCAGAGAAGGGUUGAGGUGGCGGAGAGGGAGAGGGACGCGCGGAAGGAGGAGGAGGGGCGGCAGGGGAAGCUGCUGGAGCAGCUGAGAGCAGCGGAGAGGCAGGUGGCAGAUGGUGCUGCCAGGCUGGCAGCUUGCGUCGCUCUGAUUGGCCGGCUGGAGGGGGAGGUGCGGGAGAAGGAGAGGCGGGUGGGUGAGUUGGAGGGUGAGGUGGCGGCUUUGAAUCAGGAGCUGUUUAGUGAACGGUGUAUCUCGAGUGGGCGGGAGCAGCGGUGCAGUGCGGUUCAGGGUGAGUUUGACGAGGUGAAGCGCGCUUGUGACAGGCGGAUUGCUGAGCUGGAAGCUGACGUGGCAGAGCGAAGGGAGGUGGAGGAGGGAUUGAGGGAGAGGGUGAGGGUGCUGGAGAGGAAGGGGGGAAGCAGGGGACGGGGAAAGGGAAAGAGAGAGGGGGAAGGAGGAGGGAAAGCAGGUAGAGGUUCAGAAGAGUCGGUGGGAGGGGAGGGGGAGCGAGCGGAGGAGGAGGAGGAGGAAGGGGAGGAGGUGGAGAGCAGGAGAGAGGAGCAGGGCAGGGCGAGGGUGGGCGUGGGCGUGAGAGGGCUCAGGUGGGGGGGAGGGGCGGGAGCAGGGGCACGGGCAGGGCUGUCAAUGCUGCUGGACGAGGAGGAGUCUGGGCGGGAGCAGCAGUCUGGGCGGGAGCAGCAGUCUGGGCGGGAGCAGCAGUCUGGGCGGGAGCAGCAGUCUGGGCGGGAGCAGCAGUCUGGGCAGUUUGCAGGGCGCGCGUUUGUGGUGCGCCCGGGCAGCACUGGCGGCGCGGUGAAGCGGGGCGGCGCGGGGAGUGAGGGGCGCGGAGGGGAGGCGCGGGAGGUGCGGGAGGCGAGGGAGGGGGGUAAGGCGCGGCGACCGGCGUCUGUUGGGGCCACACCCAUGCCCCGGAUAGCUGGCCGCGGGGCAGGAGGAGGAGGCGGUGGGGGUGGAGGUGGUGGUGGUGGGGGUGGGUUCAGAGUCAAGGGAGGGAGGUUUUUUGGUGGGAAUGGGGGUGUGUGGCAUGGUGGGAGUGACAGUAGCGAGGGGGGGUUCAGUGAUAGGAGUGAGGGGAGCGUGGGGCCUGUGUCAGAGGAGGGUGACGUGUCACCCUCGUUAAGAUCACCUGAGAUACGAGCACGUGUGAGGAUUGCGCCGUGGGUGAGAGCAGGGAGUGGGGACGGGGAUGAGGAGGAGGAGGGGAGGGAGGUGGGAGGGGAGAGGGAGGAGGGAGAGGCGGAGGAAGAGGAUGGGGUGGCGCUGCUGCUGGAGAUGGCGCAGGUGGUGGCGCGGGAGAGUGCAGGCGAGGGAGGGGAUGGAGGGGGAGAAGCGGAGGGGAGGACCGAAAGGGGAGAGGAUGGGGAGCGGGAGAAGGUGGAAGAGAGCAGUGGGAGUGUUGGCGAUGGGGCAGGGCAAGGUGCAGCAAGGGCGGUGGCAGGCACGGGGCUGGGGACACUGGAGGAGGGUGCUGGGUCUGCUGUGAAGGGCAAGCGGCCAGAGGGGCGCGGAUUUGCAGGGAACAUUGAAGGGCGGGUGAGGAGGGAGGGCGGUUCAAGUGGUGAUGGGGAGGGGGAGGGGGAGGGACUGGGAGUGGAGGUGGAUGAGGGGACGGGGGUGGCGGUGGGCGUGGAAGGGAGCGAGGGGGUUGGGGAUGAUGAGGCGUGUAGUGCUCAAGCGAGAAAGGGCGGCACGGGAGCGUCUGGGGUGAGGGCAGGUGCAGAGUCAGGGGCAGCAGCAGCAGCAGGAGGCAGGACAGCAGGAGGGGAGAGUGCACUGACAGGAGGGGGGAGUGUGAUGACAGGAAGUUUGAUGACGGGGGAUAGCAGGUGGUGUGCGGAGAGGCGGGUGGAGGAGUUGGAGGAGGCGAUGAGUGCCAUGCUGGCGCAGGUGGAGGCGUGGCGCGGCAAGGCGGAGCGGCGGCAGCAGGAGGCCCACGCGCUGAGGGAUGCUGUGAGGCGGCUGGAGGCACACGUGGAGGGCACUCAGACUCACCAGCUGCGCGCUCUUGACACCACUGCUGCUCCUCCUGCUGCCGCUGAUCCUGCUGCUGCUGCUGCUUCUGCUGAGUCUGUGGCAGUACGGGUGGAUGAUGCUUUCGCUGCUGCAGAAGGUGAGGGCCCUGCCAGUGCUGCAGAGAGAGGUGAAUCUGGGGCGGGUAGUUCUGGGGCAGGUGAAUUUGGGAUAGGUGAAUGCGGGGAAGGGGAGCCGGAGGCAGCGAGUGUGCGGGUGAAGAUCCUGAACCUGGAGCUCAUGAACAACAACAAGAACAAGCGCAUUGCCGCAUUGGAGGGCCGCCUGCACGCCAGCAAGGCCGCUGUCUCUCAGAUCGCCCGCAGCUACCACGAGCUGGACGCUGCCAGAGAGGAGGCUGAUGAGUGCAGACGACGGUUGGGUGAGGUGGAGGCGGAGUGGCGGGGGAAGGUGGCGGAAGCGGAGGAGGAGAAGGAGGUGUAUCGAGAGCGGAUGGUGGAGCUGCAGCAGUACUGGAGAGAGUCGAAGCGGGCGGCGGAGGAGUGGGAGGCUGCUGCGGAUGAGGAGAGGGAGAGGGCGGAUGAGGAGAGGGAGAAGGUGAGGGGGUUGGAGAGGGAGGUGAGGGAGGAGAGGGAGAAGGUGGCGAGUCUGCUGCGCGCUGUGGUGGAGAAGGAGGAGCGGCUGUGUGCGUUUGCUGCUGAGAGCGAGCAGCAGAUGAGGGGGUUGAGAGAGGAGGUGGAGGAGUUGAGAGCGGUGGCGCGGGAGAAGGAGGAGGAGAUGGAGGGGGUGAGGCGGGACUGGCAGCAGGUGCUGGUUGGGUGGGAGGAGGAGGAGGAGGAGCGGAAGAGAGAGCAUGAGAGGGAGAAAGGACGGCUGGAGGAACAGUUGGAGCGAGCGAGGGAGAGAGAGGGAGAAUUACAAGAGGAGGUGGAGCGAGUGGGUGGGGAGUGUGAGAGGGCAGUGGAAGCAGCGCAGCAAACGGAGAGGGGGAGGAGAGAGGCGGAGGGGGAGCUAGAGAGGGCGAGAGAGGAGGUGAGUAAGCUGAAUGUGAUUGUAACGAGUCUGGAGAAGGAGGUAGAGGCGCAGCAACAGCAAUUGGACGCUCUGGAAAAGGAGAAGGCGGAGGGUGGCGGGGGGGGGCGGGAGCAGGGGGAGUGGGAGGGGAAGAAGGGGGGACGAGGGGUGGAGUGGGGGACGGGAGAGUUGGGUGCGGGCGAAGACUGGCAGCAGCUGGUGGAGCGAGCAGCAGCGGAGAUGGAGCAAGUUUGUAAGGCGUUAGGGGAGGAGCUGGAUGCGGUGGAGAGGGAUAGGGCAUGGUGGCGGCAAGUGGGGGAUGCGCUGUGGUGUGCGGGCAACAGCAGAGCGGGCGAAGGUGUGGCCAAGGAUGCAGGUGUGGCCAAGGAUGCAGGUGUGGCCAAGGAUGCAGGUGUGGCCAAGGAUGCAGGUGUGGCCAAGGAUGCAGGUGUGGGCAAGGAUGCAGGUGUGGGCAAGGAUGCAGGUACAGGUGCGGGUGUCACUGCCAGUGCCACUGCCACUGCCAGUGCCACUGCCACUGCCAGUGCCACUGCCACUGCCAUUAGCAUUACCAGUGGUGGUGCAGAGGCUGGGGGAAACGCAGGGGUGGCAGCGCUGCAGCUGCUGAACUGCUCCCAGGCCUUGAAACGGCUGAGUGACACGGGCAUGGUGGGGGAUGCAGGUGGUGACAGGGGGCAGGAAGGAGCAGAUGUGGCAGAGCGGUUGGAAGGGAUAGAGAGGAGUGAAGAGAGGGUGGCGAGGGAGAGGCAGGAGUGGGAUGCAGCAGCUGUGGCAGCAGAAAGCCAGCAGCACCGGUUGAGUCAGCUUAGAAAAACGCUGACUCAGCGGCUGCGCUCUGUGUCGACAGCUGUCAGCCAGCUGAGGAAGCGCCGGCGCCAGCUGGCGUGCGAAGCGGCAUGCCAGCUGGGCAAGGCUGGUGACGUGGCAGGGGCAGCGGUGGGGAGUGUGGUGGGGGAGGGCGUACACGUGGCAGUGUUAGAGGAAGCGGUGAGAGGCAUGGAGGAGGCUUGGGGGGAGGAGCGAGCAGCCAGGCUGGAGCAGGCCUCCCAGCUUCGGCAGUACUUGGCUGAUCUGGCCGAGGCUCGGAAGGCCCUGGAAGAGGCUCGGGGAGAGGCCCGGCAAGGGUUGAGGUUAGGAGGGGAAGGGGAGGAGGGGAGGGAGGGUGUGGGAUCGGUGGGUGGGGAAAAGGGGGGAGUGAGAUGCGAGGUUGAGGAUAAGGGGAGGGAGGAGAUGGUGUUGGGUCUGCAGCUGCAGCUGCUGGUGAUGCAGUUGGCACUGGAAGAAGCAGAGGAGAGGCUGGGGAGGAGCGUCGAUGGGGGGACAGGUGAGAGGAUUGCAGGGAGAGGGGAGGCUGAUGGGAGGGACGAGAGGGGCGAGGGAGACGGGGGGAGGUUGGGGAAAGAUGGGAGGAAGGAUGAGCAGGAAAGGAGGGAGGGUGAUGGAUGGGAGGAGGGGAAGCGGGAGGGCACGGCGGGGUGGGAGCAAGAAGCGAGGGCGCGGGACUUGGAGUCGUUCAUUGUGUUGCAGGCGCUGCAGCAGACGGAGGAGGAGGAUGGGGCCGCAGCACAGCAGUGCCAGUGCGGGCCCGACGGGGAACCCGAGGGGCCGGUGGCUCUGAAUAACGAGGUGGAUGCCGUGAGGAGAGCGCUGCGGUGCUGUGCGCUUCAGCUGCUGGUGGCGAGUGAAGCGCUGCUGCAGGGCGAGGGGUGGGGCGAGGCGGUGAGAAGAGAGCUGGUGAGAGAGCGGCGACGGAGGGAGGCGGAGGAGUGGAGUGAGAUGCUGGAGGAGCAAAGGCGCGUGGCUGAGGUGGCGGCGGCGAGGGAGAGGGAGGAGCUGGUGGGGGAGCGGGAGGGGCUGCAGGGGGAGGUCUGUGAGCUGAAGGGAAGAGUUGGCGAGUUGGAGGAGAAGGUGUGUGAGGCGCGGAGGAGAGUGGGGGAGCUGCAGAUGAGAGUGGGGGAGGUGGAGGAGGAGGUGGGGGUGAAGGGCGAGGAGGUGGGGCGGUUGCAGGGUGAGUUGGGUGAGCUGCGAGAGCACAAGAGAGUGCUUUACGGGCAGGUGAACGGGUUUCUAGGGCAGGUGGAGGAGAUGCACGGGCAGAUUGAGGACUUACAAGGGCAGGUGUACGGGCUGCAGGGGCAGGUUGAGGAGUGGCAAGGGCAGGCGCACCAGUUGCGGCAGCAGGUGCAGGCAGGGCAGCAGGCGAUUGUGAGGGAGCAGCAGCGUGGGGAGGAAGAGGCAAGAGCAGCGGAGGAGAGAGUGAGAGCCGCGCUGCAGACACUAGAGGAGACCAGAAAGGCCGCUGCCAGUGCUGCUGCAGGUGCCGCUGCUGCCCUGGCGGAGCGGGAGAGGCAGGCAGGUGAGGAGAGGGAGCGGUGGCGGCAGGAGGUGGCGCGCAUGGAAGGGGAGGUGGCACGGGCGGGCAGGGAGGUGGAGCGGGCAGGCACGGGUGCGCUGGUGCUGCAUCAGGGGGCACCUGAAGAAACACCUGGAGGGGCAGGUGGAGGGACGCCAACGUAUACACCUGGCGGUGGCAAGACACCGGCGUUUUUCACGCCGUCGGCAGUUACUCCUGCUACAGCUGCCACGGCAGCAGGGACCGGCAGGCAUGGACAGCUACAGCCGUGGUCGCCUGCCAGUAGUGUGGCGUCUCCAGGCGAUGCCACUCCCUUCCGGUCAGCUUCCCCUCUCGCCCCUCCCUCCCCUCCCUCCCCUUCCUCACCUCUCCGCGUCCCUCUCUCGCCAUACCUAUCCGUCCUCUCCCUCCUUCCACCCCUGUGCCGCUCGCCGUGCAUCCAGUCUUCUGCAUGCCUGCUGCAAGCAGCGGAGGACAAGUGGCGGCAGCAGCAGGAGGCGGUGCGGGUGGCGAUGGCGAACCUGGGGCGGGCGGAGAGGGAGGUGCAGCUGCUGGGGGACGAGGUGAACGCGCUGAGCGACCUCGUGGAGGAGGCUGCUGUGCGCCUCGCGCACCACGCGCCCAUGUUAAGAGGCCUGCCCGGGAUGCUGGAGCUCGUGGAAGCCAUGAGGGCUGCUGCUCUCAGGCGGGCUUGA